GAUUGCCGAGGGCAAGCUGUGACCCCCCUCCUCCGUUUCCGAGCCGCUGUUCUCGUUCGAAACCAAGCACAGAUGCCUGCGCUAGGUGGGUGUUUAGGGUUUCCAGUCAAUGCAAUCGUGAAACAAGUUUGCCUGGCUGCUCCGCCUGCGCCUUCCGUCUCAUUUACUGUAACCUUUUUUUUCCGGAAAGGGGGCGGAUGAGACUUCAGAGUCGAUGCGAAAGUCAUCUUGGUCGACUAGACUAGCCUUCGUCGCAGUUUCCGGUCCUCAGUCUAGGUUCUCGCUCCUAUCGCGGUCCCAGACACAGUGCGAUCAACAAUUGAGGCGCCUCGAGAGUUGACCUGCUGACGUUUCGAUUCGAACUAGAUAGGCGCCUCGAGUGGUCCUGCUUCCUCGACGAUCCAGGCGUGGGGGUUUUGCCUGCCUUGCCUGCCUACGGCACAGCACACGGUAUCGAGGUGACUUGUAGGGUGACUCAAAAGCGCACUCCGCAAUCUCGGGGAUAAAUUGCAGCUUGGGGGCGCAGUUUGAACCAUGGCGCGAAACUUCCAAACGGCUCUUUUGCCGCUGCUGAUGACGCUGCUCGCUAUAGCGGCCCAUGUAACCCUCACGAACACAGAAUCACAACCGGUAGAAUCACAGUCUUCCUCUUCCUCCUCCGCCUCCUCCUCCUCUAUUUCCCGCCACGUGUCGCUAGGAUCUAGCAGCUACAGCCGGCAGCUCUACACGGUGUAUAUGAAGGCGCUGCCGCCCGUGAUAAGCUAUCACGGCGGCGUGGACGGGCUACAGGCGACGGCUACAGCCGCCGCUACAGAGGAGGAUGAUGAGGAGGAGGAAGAGGGGGAGACGGCGGAGGAAGAGAGUGUAGGGUUGCGAAACGAAAGAAGCAGACGAGGGGAGGCCGGCGAUUACGACUAUCGGGAUUAUUACGGUGAUUAUAGAAAUAGUGACGGUAGCGAUGGUGGGGAGAGACGGGAUUCUUACAAAGAGGGGGGAGAUAAGUCGGUUGGGGACACUAUCAAGGAUAGGAAGGGGCGGAACGGGAGGGGGAGGGAUGACGAAGCGAUUUCGGCGAUGCAGGUUGACGAAAGACGGUUACAAGAGGAGCCGUUAAAAGAGGAACGGUUACAAGAACAGCGGUUACCAGGAGGAGUUUCGCGAAGAGAGGGUUCGCGGGACAGAAGGCGGUUGCGACAGGCGGGAGAACACGAGCUAGAAGCGAGACACGCACAAUCGGGACAUUCGGAGCAUCAACCACACGAAAGACGGUUACAAGGCGAAGGGCUACAAGGAGAGCGGUUACGCGAGAGACGACUCGAGCGGCGGUUACGAGCCGGUGGGCUAAUGGGCGGCAGCAUUCGUCGGGAUUUAAAAGAUAGUGGCGGGGGGAGCAGCAGCAGCAGCAGCCGCAGUAGGUCAAGAGCUAAGGCGUCUCGACCGGAUGCAUCGUCCGCUCACGUUAAAGCUUAUGCGCAGCAUCUUAGAUCGACGCACGAGGAGACUCUAGCAGCCGUCGGAUUAAGCGGCUCGGACCUAAUUUAUAGCUACCACUAUGUCGCAAAUGCGUUCGCGGCGCGUCUUACGUCAGACCAGGUCCGGCUCUUAAAGCGGCACCCUAGCGUGCACCGCAUUUCACGGGCGCGAUCUCUUCGACCAAUGACGACGCACGUCCCGGAGUUCCUGCAGCUGCCCCGGACCACGUGGGCCGCGUUUGGCGGCGCGAGAUACGCCGGCGAGAACACGGUGAUCGGAUUCGUCGACUCGGGGAUAUGGCCGCAGCACCCGUCGUUUUCCGGUCGCGGGUAUUCUGGCUCGCAGCUUCUGCCGGGGUGGCGCGGGGUGUGCAACGUAACGCGUGACUUUAACGGGUGUAACAAUAAGAUCGUCGGAGCGCGGUACUAUAUGGAGGGGUUUCUGCAGGAGUACGGCGCGGCGGCGAUGCCCAAGGGGGAGUACAUGUCGCCGCGCGACGGCAUGGGGCACGGCACGUUCUGCGCCGGUGUGGCAGCAGGCAACGCGGGCGUGAAUGUGAACUACGCCAAUCUCGGUUCCAUGAGCGGGGUCGCUCCGCGCGCGCGCGUCGCGGUGUACAAGGCGAUUUGGGGCGGCAUGAGCAGCCUCGCUGACGUCAUGGCUGCUGUGGAGGAUGCGGUGAAGGACGGUGUAGAUGUGCUGUCGCUCGCUGUCGGGGGGACCGAUGAUAAUUACUUCAACUCGAUCUUCCUGUUACGGGCCGUUCAGGCGGGUGUGUUGGUGGUGGCGCCAGCUGGCAACAACGGGCCUCCCCCAACCCCCACCUACUGGCGCACUCUAACGAAUGUUGCUCCCUACAUACUCACAGUGGGCGCCAGUUCCAUCGAUCGUGAGUGGAGCGCCACCCUAACCCUUGGCAACGGCACAGUUCUCUUUGGCCUCACCCAAACCGGCGGCGACGGCGUCUUAACCGCCAACCUCUCCCUCAUCGACUCCGAGGAAGUGCGGGCCAAAGGCGCCGCCUUCUGGGAGGCGCGGCAGUGCCGCCCGGGAAAGAUCGACAGGGACAAAGUGGGCGGCGCACUGGUGGUGUGCAACAUCGGAGGGGUCAGUCCGGAGGUUAAAGCCCGGACAGUGCAGGACGCGGGCGGCAGAGGCAUGGUGCUGAUCCCAAGGAACAUCAAUGAGAGCGUGCGCAGCGUGAGCGGGAACUUCCCGGUGAUUUCCUUCGGGUAUCCCAAGGGUGUCCUUAUAAAGAGCUACAUCGCUCAGACAGCAAGUCCCACUGCUACUCUCUCCCAUCUCGUUUUGGAGCAGCCAAGAAACGUGAGGUCGCCCGUCAUGGCGUAUUUCUCCUCCUCUGGACCCCCCUAUCGUCCCGGUCGGCCAUACCGGCCUCUCCCCACCGUCACCAAUGACGUCUUAAAGCCCGAUUUAGUCGCUCCCGGGCUUACUAUUUUGGCUGCUGCUGCGUACGGGAACUCCCCGGGGUUCUCGAUGCAAUCUGGGACGUCGAUCUCGUCUGCGUGUGUGGCUGGGAUAGCAGCGAUGGUGAUGCAGAAGCACCCUGAUUGGACGCCGGCCGCCGUGAAAUCCGCACUGAUGACCACGGCGCGAGUCAAAGACGCGUGGGGACAGCCGAUUCAAAUGUCAACGUGGGUCGACGCGAAUCCAUGGGUGUUCGGAUCGGGCCAUAUAGUACCCUCUCGAGUCCUAAGCCCGGGAUUGGUCUACGACGUCGGAAUCGAGGGGUAUAUCAAUUUCCUCGCGGGUCUUCGCUUCGGGCUGACGAGGGGGAUUUUUCGCCCGAUAAAGCCGGAGCCCGUGAAGCCGUACAUGCUCAACCAGCCGAAUAUCGUCAUCGCGCGGCUGAACAAAACGGUUCAGGUUACCAGGCGGGUUACCAACGUGGCGUUACGAGCUGCAAAGUACACCUGCUCACUCGAAGUGCCGGAUGGUACGCAGGUAAAAGUGGUUCCUUCUCAGUUUAAUAUAUAUCCAAACCAAAGCGUUUGGUACUCGGUAUGGAUAACCCCAACAAUAGCUAGAAUACGGUUUUCCUCUGGUAGCAUAACUUGGAGUGACGGUCUCCAUGUGGUUAGAUCCCAGCUUGUUGUGCAGCCAAUGCAAGGCAUAGAUGUGUAAUUUAUAUAUGAAGUAAUGGCAACAAAUU
Closterium sp. NIES-67 is the source of this 3646-nucleotide messenger RNA. Lineage: Eukaryota; Viridiplantae; Streptophyta; Zygnematophyceae; Desmidiales; Closteriaceae. The record is from the annotation of a GenBank genome assembly.